Messenger RNA from Capronia coronata CBS 617.96, 2493 nucleotides. RefSeq lists its product as uncharacterized. Gene Ontology annotation, cellular component: cytoplasm; endosome; lysosomal membrane. The record is from RefSeq and is a predicted model, not a curated record. The transcript is spliced from 3 exons. Gene Ontology annotation, molecular function: actin binding. Bases 1 to 2493 code for a protein of 830 amino acids. Gene Ontology annotation, biological process: vacuole fusion, non-autophagic; endosomal transport; intracellular protein transport. Lineage: Eukaryota; Fungi; Ascomycota; Eurotiomycetes; Chaetothyriales; Herpotrichiellaceae.
AUGACCACCAACAAUCCCAGGGCUGGCUGGGAAAAGGUUGGCGAUCAAUUCUACCAGAAAGUCCAGCUGUACGAGUCAAUCUUUGACCCGGAUCUCGAGCUCGAGAACUAUCUGGUGGCUGGCGCGCCCUACGGCGGGGCUUUAGCGUUAUGGCGGGAUGCGGCAAAGAUUGCUCGCUAUCGGACAGGCCAGGCAACUAAACCAACCAUCGACAUCUAUUCAUCCUCUGGGAAACUCAUCAGCAACAUCAACUGGGAGAAGGGGCCCGUCAGAGGACUCGGCUGGUCAGAUGAUGAGAGGCUGUUGGUAGUCACCGAGGAUGGUACGGUGCAUUGCUACUUCGGCCUCCAUGGCGACUUUCAACCGUUCUCAUUAGGCCACGGCGCUGAGGAGUUUGGUGUGAAGUCUUGCCAAUUUUGGUCUCAUGGCUUGGUCGCCCUACUCUCCAACAACGCUCUGGUAGCCGUGUCAUCAUUCGACGAACCGAGACCUAGGCUACUUGCACAGCCACCUGAGGGCGAGGUUCACUCCUGGUCAUUGAUUCCGCCAGCCUACACCCUGUCCAGAUCUGUCGAGGUAUUAUUGGCAGUCAACAAGACCAUCUAUGUUGUCGAUGCCUCCGAAGCCGAGGACAGGGGCCUUUCUGACGGACCGUUCAAGCAUGUCAGCGUCUCGCCAAACGGAAGGUUCGCGGCGUUGUUCACAGAGGACGGCAAAGUCUGGGUGGUAGGGAGUGACUUCCAGAACAAGUACAGUGAAUAUGAUUCGAAGGCGAAAACAACACCGACUCAAAUCUACUGGUGUGGAAACGACUCGGUGCUCCUGGCCUGGGAGGAUGAGAUCCACAUGGUCGGACCCGACGGCGCCGCCGUGAAAUUUUACUACGAUGACCAAGUGCACGUUGUGCCCGACAUUGACGGCGUCCGCCUGAUCACUAACGAAGCUUGCGAAUUCCUUCGUAAGGUGCCAGACUCUUUAGAAGAGGUCUUCAAACUUGGGUCAAGCUCGGCCGCGUCUGUGUUGCUCGACUCGAUCGAGCUCCUGGAAAAGAAAUCGCCCAAGGCGGACGAAAACAUACAGCGGAUCAAACCAAACCUUCCAGAAGCAGUUGAGACAUGUAUUCGAGCAGCUGGUCACGAGUUCAAUCCAAGCCUACAGAAGCAGUUGCUCCGUGCCGCUUCGUUUGGCAAAUCAGUGCUUGAUCUCUACAGCAGUGACGAAUUUGUCGACAUGUGCGAAGAUCUUAGGGUGAUGAAUGCAGUUCGAGACUACCGCAUCGGCCUUCAUCUGUCAUAUGAACAGUACCUACGACUGACGCCAGAGAGGCUCAUUGCACGACUAGUCAAUCGACGGGAAUAUCUUCUGGCGAUCAAACUGUCUGAAUUCCUGCAUCUGCCCUUGAACAAGAUCUAUGUCCAUUGGGCAAGCCAGAAAGUUAGGGCAUCAUCCGCAGACGAUGAUUCUAUCCGAGAGAUUGUGGUGGAACGGUUGCGCGGCAAGCUAGGCAUCUCCUUUGAGACCAUUGCCCAAGCUGCCUACGACGAAGGUCGAAGCCAUCUUGCAACAAGCCUGCUCAAUCACGAGCCAAGAGCCGGAAAGCAAGUACCGUUAUUACUCAACAUGGAAGAAGAUGAAGUCGCCCUUGAUAAAGCCAUUGAAUCAGGGGAUCCAGACCUCAUCGUUUUCGUGCUCCUGGAGCUGAAGAAGAAACUCCCUUUGGCCGCCUUCCUCCGAACCAUCAGUGACCGACCCGUUGCUGCAGCGCUGGUGGAGAGCUCGGCGAGAACAGAAGACCGGGAGCUGCUAAAGGAUCUGUACUAUCAAGACGACAGGCCUGUGCAAGGUUCGAACCUCUUGCUCGAAGAGGCGAUGCAGCAGCCACAGGUGCAAGCAGUCAUUGAUAAGCUCAGAUUAGCAGCCCGACUUCUAACGGACACCAAAGAUCCGACAGCCGUCCUCCAUAGCAGAAUCCUCGCGGAAGCAGUGCAAUUGCUCAAGAUGCAGGAGGCGUUUGACAAGGAUAUCACCGACAGCAGCGGCAGCUAUGUUGGUCUGAGUGUCAAUGAAACAAUGUUCCGCCUCGUCAAAUCCGGUUACAGCAAACGCGCGGCCAAGGUUCAAAGUGAGUUCAGAGUCCCGGAAAAGACUUGGUGGUGGGUUCGUCUUCGAGCUUUGACUGCUGCUCGCCUCUGGGGUGAGGUGGAGGAAAUUGGUAAGAACAAAAAGUCGCCUAUUGGUUGGGAGCCCUUCUACAACGAAGUCCUCGGGGCAGGCAAUACGCGACUUGCUUCCUCGUUCAUCCCAAAAUGUACUGGCCUGCAACCGCCAGAGAGGAUCGAGAUGUGGAUCAAAUGCGGCAUGAUUGUCAAGGCUGGCGAGGAAGCCUUGAAGGCAAAAGACAGCACUGCCCUGGAGUCGCUCCGAGACAAGGCCAACGGACAGCAAUUGGUGGAGAUCGAAAGGAUGCUCACUCAGCUGCGGCCCAAGAGAUAG